Messenger RNA from Mesoplodon densirostris (Blainville's beaked whale), 9657 nucleotides. RefSeq names its product inositol 1,4,5-trisphosphate receptor type 1 (gene ITPR1). The coding region runs from base 259 to 8388 and encodes 2709 amino acids. Gene Ontology annotation, biological process: calcium ion transmembrane transport. Gene Ontology annotation, cellular component: endoplasmic reticulum; membrane. Gene Ontology annotation, molecular function: inositol 1,4,5 trisphosphate binding; inositol 1,4,5-trisphosphate-gated calcium channel activity. Lineage: Eukaryota; Metazoa; Chordata; Mammalia; Artiodactyla; Ziphiidae. The transcript is spliced from 59 exons. The record is from RefSeq and is a predicted model, not a curated record.
GGCAGAGGGUGGAGAGAGAAAGCUCACGCCGAGAGGAGGUGUGGGUGUUCCGCUUCCAUCCGCGCGGAACGAGCUCCCUCUUCGCGGACAUGGGAUUACCCAGCGGCUGCUAACCCCUCUCCUCGCCCUGCUCCCCAAAAGCGGCGUGGCUCCCCGGGCACCAAGGAGCUGACUACGGGAGGAGCAGGACUCGCACCCCUGGCUGGGCGUGUUUUGGCAACAGAGUGCCUGACCCGGGUCAGGAUUCUCAAGAAAGCCAUGUCUGACAAGAUGUCUAGUUUCCUUCAUAUUGGAGACAUUUGUUCUCUGUACGCCGAGGGAUCGACAAAUGGAUUUAUUAGCACCUUGGGCCUGGUUGAUGAUCGUUGUGUUGUACAGCCAGAAACUGGGGACCUUAACAAUCCACCCAAGAAAUUCAGAGAUUGCCUCUUUAAACUAUGUCCCAUGAAUCGCUACUCCGCCCAGAAGCAGUUCUGGAAAGCUGCUAAGCCAGGAACCAACAACACGACAGACGCAGUGCUGCUUAACAAACUACACCAUGCUGCAGACUUGGAAAAGAAGCAGAAUGAGACAGAAAACAGGAAAUUGCUGGGGACCGUGAUCCAGUAUGGCAACGUGAUCCAGCUCUUGCAUUUGAAAAGUAAUAAAUACCUAACAGUGAAUAAGAGGCUUCCAGCUCUGCUGGAGAAGAAUGCCAUGAGAGUAACGUUGGACGAGGCUGGCAACGAAGGGUCCUGGUUUUACAUUCAGCCAUUCUACAAGCUGCGAUCCAUCGGAGACAGUGUGGUCAUAGGUGACAAGGUUGUUCUGAACCCCGUGAAUGCUGGCCAGCCCUUACAUGCCAGCAGUCAUCAGCUGGUGGAUAACCCAGGCUGCAACGAGGUCAAUUCCGUCAACUGCAAUACAAGCUGGAAAAUAGUCCUUUUCAUGAAAUGGAGUGAUAACAAAGACGACAUAUUAAAGGGGGGUGACGUGGUGAGGCUGUUCCAUGCCGAGCAGGAGAAGUUUCUCACCUGUGACGAACACAGGAAGAAGCAGCAUGUCUUCCUGAGAACUACCGGCCGGCAGUCAGCCACAUCUGCCACUAGUUCAAAAGCCCUGUGGGAGGUGGAGGUGGUCCAGCAUGACCCGUGUCGGGGUGGAGCAGGAUAUUGGAACAGCCUCUUCCGUUUCAAGCAUCUUGCUACCGGGCAUUACUUAGCAGCAGAGGUAGACCCUGACUUUGAGGAAGAAUGCCUGGAGUUUCAGCCCUCACUGGACUCUGAUCAGGAUGCCUCCCGAAGCAGGUUGCGAAACGCCCAAGAAAAGAUGGUGUACUCCCUGGUCUCUGUGCCCGAAGGCAAUGACAUCUCCUCCAUCUUUGAGCUAGAUCCCACCACCCUCCGUGGAGGCGAUAGCCUUGUCCCAAGAAACUCAUAUGUCCGGCUCAGACACCUGUGUACUAAUACCUGGGUUCACAGCACAAAUAUCCCCAUUGACAAGGAAGAAGAAAAACCCGUGAUGCUAAAAAUUGGAACCUCUCCCGUGAAGGAAGACAAAGAAGCAUUUGCCAUAGUUCCCGUCUCUCCUGCUGAGGUUCGGGACCUGGACUUUGCCAAUGAUGCCAGCAAGGUGCUGGGCUCCAUAGCUGGGAAGCUGGAGAAGGGCACCAUCACCCAGAAUGAAAGAAGAUCUGUAACCAAGCUGCUGGAAGACUUGGUUUACUUUGUCACUGGUGGAACUAAUUCCGGUCAAGAUGUUCUUGAAGUGGUCUUCUCUAAGCCCAACAGAGAGCGGCAGAAGCUGAUGAGAGAACAGAAUAUUCUCAAGCAGAUCUUCAAGUUGUUACAGGCCCCAUUCACGGACUGUGGUGACGGCCCGAUGCUGCGUCUGGAGGAGCUGGGGGACCAGCGGCACGCACCCUUCAGACACAUCUGCCGCCUCUGCUACAGGGUCCUGAGACACUCCCAGCAGGACUACAGGAAGAACCAGGAGUACAUAGCCAAGCAGUUUGGCUUCAUGCAGAAGCAGAUUGGCUAUGAUGUGCUGGCUGAAGACACCAUCACGGCCCUGCUCCACAACAAUCGGAAACUCCUGGAAAAACACAUCACCGCGGCGGAGAUCGACACCUUCGUCAGCCUGGUGCGAAAGAACAGGGAGCCCAGAUUCUUAGAUUACCUCUCUGAUCUCUGUGUGUCCAUGAACAAAUCCAUUCCGGUGACCCAGGAACUGAUAUGUAAAGCUGUGCUGAAUCCAACCAACGCUGACAUUCUGAUUGAGACCAAGUUGGUACUCUCUCGUUUCGAAUUUGAAGGUGUUUCUACUGGAGAGAACGCUCUGGAGGCAGGAGAGGAUGAGGAAGAGGUGUGGCUGUUUUGGAGGGACAGCAGCAAAGAGGUUCGCAGUAAGAGUGUGAGGGAACUGGCGCAGGAUGCUAAGGAGGGGCAGAAAGAAGACCGAGACGUCCUCAGCUACUACAGGUACCAGCUGAACCUCUUUGCGAGGAUGUGCCUGGACCGCCAGUACCUCGCCAUCAACGAAAUCUCAGGCCAGCUGGACGUGGACCUCAUUCUCCGCUGCAUGUCUGAUGAGAACCUGCCCUAUGACCUGCGGGCAUCUUUCUGCCGUCUCAUGCUCCACAUGCAUGUGGACCGAGACCCACAGGAGCAAGUCACUCCCGUGAAAUACGCCCGCCUCUGGUCCGAGAUUCCCUCCGAGAUUGCCAUUGAUGACUAUGAUAGUAGUGGUGCUUCCAAAGAUGAAAUUAAGGAGAGGUUUGCUCAGACCAUGGAAUUUGUGGAGGAGUAUUUAAGAGAUGUGGUGUGUCAGAGGUUCCCUUUCUCUGAUAAGGAGAAAAAUAAACUUACAUUUGAGGUUGUAAACUUAGCUAGGAAUCUCAUAUACUUUGGUUUCUACAACUUCUCUGACCUUCUACGAUUAACCAAAAUCCUCCUGGCCAUAUUGGACUGUGUGCACGUGACCACAAUCUUCCCCAUCAGCAAGAUGGCGAAGGGAGAGGAGAAUAAAGGUAGUAACGUGAUGCGGUCCAUCCAUGGGGUUGGGGAGCUGAUGACCCAGGUGGUGCUCCGGGGAGGAGGCUUCCUGCCCAUGACUCCCACGGCCACCGCCCCUGAGGGCAACGUGAAGCAAGCAGAGCCAGAGAAGGAGGACAUCAUGGUGAUGGACACCAAGUUGAAGAUCAUUGAAAUACUCCAGUUUAUUUUGAAUGUGAGGUUGGAUUAUAGGAUCUCCUGCCUCCUGUGUAUAUUUAAGCGGGAGUUUGAUGAAAGCAAUUCCCAGACUUCGGAAACAUCCUCCGGAAGCAGCAGCCAAGAGGGACCAAGUAAUGUACCAGGUGCUCUUGAUUUUGAACACAUUGAAGAGCAGGCCGAGGGCAUCUUUGGAGGAAGGAAAGAGAACACGCCACUGGACCUGGAUGACCACGGCGGCAGAACCUUCCUCCGGGUCCUGCUGCAUUUGACGAUGCAUGACUACCCACCCCUGGUGUCAGGGGCCCUGCAGCUCCUCUUUCGGCACUUCAGUCAGAGGCAGGAGGUCCUGCAGGCCUUCAAACAGGUUCAACUGCUUGUUACCAGCCAAGAUGUCGACAACUACAAACAGAUCAAACAAGACUUGGACCAACUGAGAUCCAUCGUGGAGAAGUCAGAGCUUUGGGUGUACAAAGGGCAGGGCCCUGAUGAGGCCAUGGACGGUGCAUCUGGUGAAAAUGAACAUAAGAAAACAGAGGAGGGGAAUAACAAGUCACAGAAGCAUGAGAGCACCAGCAGCUAUAACUACAGGGUGGUCAAAGAGAUUUUGAUUCGACUCAGCAAACUCUGUGUCCAAGAAGGCGCCUCGGUGAGGAAGAGCAGGAAGCAGCAGCAACGCCUGCUCCGGAACAUGGGCGCCCACGCCGUGGUGCUGGAGCUUCUACAGAUCCCCUACGAGAAGGCCGAAGACACCAAGAUGCAGGAGAUAAUGAGGCUGGCUCACGAGUUUCUGCAGAAUUUCUGUGCUGGCAACCAGCAGAAUCAGGCUUUGCUCCACAAACAUAUAAACCUGUUUCUCAACCCAGGGAUCCUGGAGGCGGUCACGAUGCAGCACAUCUUCAUGAACAAUUUCCAGCUGUGUAGUGAGAUCAACGAGAGAGUCGUCCAGCACUUUGUUCACUGCAUUGAGACUCACGGUCGAAACGUCCAGUACAUCAAGUUCUUGCAGACGAUUGUCAAGGCUGAAGGGAAAUUCAUCAAAAAGUGCCAAGACAUGGUCAUGGCUGAGCUGGUUAAUGCAGGAGAGGAUGUCCUCGUAUUCUACAACGACAGAGCCUCUUUCCAGACUCUGAUCCAGAUGAUGAGGUCGGAACGGGACCGGAUGGAUGAGAACAGCCCUCUCAUGUACCACAUCCACCUGGUCGAGCUCUUGGCCGUGUGCACAGAGGGCAAGAACGUCUACACGGAGAUCAAGUGCAACUCCCUGCUCCCGCUGGAUGACAUUGUCCGCGUGGUGACCCACGAGGACUGCAUCCCCGAGGUUAAAAUUGCGUACAUUAACUUCCUAAAUCACUGCUAUGUGGAUACGGAGGUGGAAAUGAAGGAGAUUUAUACCAGUAAUCACAUGUGGAAAUUGUUUGAGAAUUUCCUUGUGGACAUCUGCAGGGCCUGUAACAACACAAGUGACAGGAAACACGCAGACUCAAUUUUGGAGAAGUAUGUCACCGAAAUUGUCAUGAGCAUCGUUACUACGUUCUUCAGUUCUCCCUUCUCAGACCAGAGUACGACUUUGCAGACUCGCCAGCCCGUCUUUGUGCAGCUGCUGCAAGGUGUGUUCAGGGUUUACCACUGCAACUGGCUCAUGCCGAGCCAGAAGGCCUCAGUGGAGAGCUGCAUUCGGGUGCUCUCUGAUGUAGCCAAGAGCCGGGCCAUUGCCAUCCCUGUGGACCUGGACAGCCAGGUCAACAACCUCUUCCUCAAGUCCCACAACAUCGUGCAGAAAACUGCCAUGAACUGGCGGCUGACAGCCCGCAAUGCAGCUCGCAGAGACUCUGUCCUGGCAGCUUCCAGAGACUACCGGAAUAUCAUCGAGCGAUUGCAGGACAUUGUCUCUGCCCUGGAGGACCGUCUCAGGCCCCUGGUGCAGGCCGAGUUAUCUGUGCUGGUGGACGUCCUCCACAGGCCUGAGCUGCUUUUCCCGGAGAACACAGAUGCCAGAAGAAAGUGUGAAAGUGGUGGCUUCAUUUGCAAGUUAAUAAAGCACACUAAACAGCUGCUAGAGGAGAAUGAGGAGAAACUCUGCAUUAAGGUCCUACAGACCCUCAGAGAAAUGAUGACCAAAGACAGAGGCUAUGGAGAAAAGGGUGAGGCCCUCAGGCAGAUUUUGGUCAACCGUUACUAUGGAAACAUCAGACCUUCAGGAAGAAGAGAGAGCCUUACCAGCUUUGGCAAUGGCCCGCUGUCACCAGGAGGACCCGGCAAGCCCGGGGGAGGAGGGGGAGGUUCCGGGUCCAGCUCCAUGAGCAGGGGGGAGAUGAGCCUGGCUGAGGUUCAGUGCCACCUUGACAAGGAGGGGGCCUCCAAUCUGGUCAUCGACCUCAUAAUGAACGCAUCCAGCGAUCGAGUGUUCCACGAAAGCAUUCUCCUGGCCAUCGCCCUGCUGGAAGGAGGCAACACCACCAUACAGCACUCCUUUUUCUGCCGGUUGACAGAAGAUAAGAAGUCGGAGAAAUUCUUCAAGGUCUUCUAUGACCGAAUGAAGGUGGCCCAGCAAGAGAUCAAGGCAACGGUGACGGUGAACACGAGUGACUUGGGAAAUAAAAAGAAAGAUGAUGAGGUAGACAGGGAUGCCCCAUCACGGAAAAAAGCCAAAGAGCCCACGACACAGAUAACGGAAGAGGCCCGGGAUCAGCUCCUGGAGGCCUCUGCCGCCACCAGGAAAGCCUUCACCACCUUCAGAAGGGAGGCUGACCCCGACGAUCACUACCAGUCAGGGGAGGGCGCCCAGGCCACAGCAGACAAGACCAAGGACGACCUGGAGAUGAGCGCAGUCAUCACCAUCAUGCAGCCCAUCCUCCGCUUCCUGCAGCUCCUGUGCGAAAACCACAACCGGGACCUACAGAACUUCCUUCGUUGCCAAAAUAACAAGACCAACUACAAUUUGGUCUGUGAGACACUGCAGUUUCUGGACUGUAUUUGUGGAAGUACCACGGGGGGUCUUGGUCUUCUCGGACUCUAUAUCAACGAAAAGAAUGUGGCCCUCAUCAACCAAACCCUGGAAAGUCUGACUGAAUACUGUCAAGGACCUUGCCAUGAGAACCAGAACUGCAUAGCCACCCAUGAAUCCAAUGGCAUUGACAUCAUCACAGCCCUGAUCCUCAAUGACAUCAACCCUCUGGGAAAGAAGAGGAUGGACCUUGUACUAGAACUGAAGAACAACGCAUCCAAGUUGCUCCUGGCCAUCAUGGAGAGCAGGCACGACAGUGAAAAUGCCGAGAGGAUCCUCUAUAACAUGAGGCCCAAGGAACUGGUGGAAGUGAUCAAGAAAGCCUACAUGCAAGGCGAAGUGGAAUUCGAGGAUGGAGAGAAUGGCGAGGACGGAGCUGCUUCCCCCAGGAAUGUGGGACACAACAUCUACAUCUUAGCUCAUCAGUUGGCUCGGCACAACAAAGAACUUCAGACCAUGCUGAAACCUGGUGGCCAGGUGGAGGGAGACGAAGCUCUGGAGUUUUACGCCAAGCACACGGCCCAGAUAGAGAUUGUCAGAUUAGACCGAACUAUGGAACAGAUUGUUUUCCCCGUGCCCAGUAUAUGUGAAUUCCUAACCACGGAGUCAAAGCUACGAAUAUACUACACUACAGAGAGGGAUGAGCAAGGCAGCAAGAUCAACGAUUUCUUCCUGCGAUCCGAGGACCUCUUCAAUGAGAUGAAUUGGCAAAAGAAGCUGCGAGCCCAGCCCGUUCUGUAUUGGUGUGCCCGCAACAUGUCUUUCUGGAGCAGCAUUUCAUUCAACCUGGCUGUCCUGAUGAAUCUGCUUGUGGCCUUUUUCUACCCAUUUAAAGGAGUCCGAGGAGGAACCUUGGAGCCACACUGGUCAGGGCUGCUGUGGACAGCCAUGCUCAUAUCUCUGGCCAUCGUCAUUGCCCUCCCCAAGCCCCACGGCAUCCGGGCCUUAAUCGCUUCCACAAUUCUCCGGUUGAUAUUUUCGGUCGGGUUACAACCCACGUUGUUUCUUCUGGGAGCUUUCAAUGUCUGCAAUAAAAUCAUCUUUCUCAUGAGCUUUGUGGGCAACUGUGGAACAUUCACCAGAGGCUACCGAGCCAUGGUUCUGGAUGUUGAGUUCCUUUAUCAUUUGCUGUAUCUGCUGAUCUGCGCCAUGGGGCUCUUCGUCCAUGAAUUCUUCUACAGUUUGCUGCUUUUUGACUUAGUGUACAGAGAAGAGACUCUGCUUAAUGUCAUUAAAAGCGUCACUCGCAACGGACGGUCCAUCAUCUUGACGGCGGUCCUGGCUUUGAUCCUGGUUUACUUGUUCUCAAUAGUGGGCUACCUUUUCUUCAAGGAUGACUUCAUCUUGGAAGUAGAUAGGCUGCCCAAUGAAACCGCUCUUCCAGAAGCCAGUGAGAGUUUGGCAAGCGAGUUCCUGUACUCUGACGUGUGUAGGGUGGAGACUGGGGAGAACUGCUCCUCUCCGGCACCCAAAGAAGAGCGGGUCCCUGCAGAAGAGACGGAGCAAGAUAAAGAGCACACGUGUGAGACGCUACUGAUGUGCAUCGUCACAGUGCUGAGUCACGGGCUGCGGAGCGGGGGCGGAGUGGGCGAUGUGCUCAGGAAGCCAUCCAAAGAGGAGCCCCUCUUUGCUGCUCGAGUGAUCUAUGACCUCUUGUUCUUCUUCAUGGUCAUCAUCAUUGUCCUUAAUCUGAUUUUCGGGGUCAUCAUUGACACCUUUGCCGAUCUGAGGAGUGAAAAGCAGAAAAAGGAAGAGAUCUUAAAGACCACGUGCUUUAUCUGCGGCUUGGAAAGAGACAAGUUCGACAACAAGACUGUCACCUUCGAAGAGCACAUCAAGGAGGAGCACAACAUGUGGCACUACCUGUGCUUCAUCGUCCUGGUGAAAGUAAAGGACUCCACAGAGUACACGGGGCCUGAGAGUUACGUGGCGGAAAUGAUCAAGGAGAGAAACCUUGACUGGUUCCCGAGGAUGAGAGCCAUGUCCCUGGUCAGCAGCGAUGCGGACGGAGAGCAGAACGAGCUGAGGAGCCUGCAGGAGAAGCUGGAGUCCACCAUGAAGCUGGUCACGAAUCUUUCCGGGCAGCUGUCAGAGUUAAAGGACCAGAUGACAGAACAAAGGAAGCAGAAACAAAGAAUUGGUCUUCUAGGACACCCUCCUCACGUGAACGUCAACCCACAGCAACCAGCAUAAGCAAAGGAAACAAAGGAAUCGUACUUACCGUUUUAAAUUAUUUUUAGUGUGGGUAUGGCUAAUUCGGUCUGAUUCACCCACAGAGGUUACAUUUAUGCUUAGUAUAUUUGUAAAUACUCAGUUUUAUACUGUAUGUAUAUGAUUGCUACUCUCAAGGUUUGGACAUAUGUAUUGUAAUUAGAAUUGUUGGCACGAUGAAAUUUCAUUUGUGCCAAAAAUAUUUAAAAAUGCCUUUUUUGGAAGGACUAAAGAAAGCACCUGAUUUGCACUUGAACCACAUUAUAGAUUUAAAAGUAUAUGACAUGUAUUUUGUAUUUAAAACUAGAAUAGCCAGUAUUUAUGUUUUUUAUAGAACUGUGCAAUACCAAUUAUGCAAUCACAAUAAAUUUGUAACUCCUGAGUAGCCUAAGGGGAGUGCACAUCUUUGAAGCUGGUGUGUUAAUAGUAUGUAAUAAAUGGUUACAUAUCAAAUGAUGCUGCUGCCAAAAUCAUCUUAAGAGUGAGUUUUGUACCAUAUAAUUAUCCUGUGGUGACACUACUUCUCACUGCUAGCGGCCCUAGUGCCUCUGUCUCGUAGUGACCGUGCGCCAAGCCUACGAACUGUCAAGUCAGCAUUCAUUUUAAGAAAAGCAACUUUAGUUUCAAAGAUACUUUAAGGCUUCUGAAUUGAUCAUUUAAACUAUUUCUUUAAGUAAGAGAGCUAAAUUAGAGGCUCAGACUUUAGUUUGCCAAGUCAGUGAAUUUUUUAAAGGGAACUUUUUAAUGCCACGUUUGAGGUAAAUGCAUACUGCUAGCCAAUCAGUGUCACCUCCUCGGUGAAUUUUGGUGUCACGUUAUAAAGCAAUGAGUAAUUGAUGGGCUCUAGAUUAUCUAGUCCAAACAGUAGAGUUGAUUUUUUUUCUUCAUCUGAACCAACAUGCUACAGUAGCUAAGAAGUAUUAAACUAUAUCCAUCCAUAUAAAGAUGAAAUAUGAUCUAUCCCAUUAGAGCUCAUAGUUUGAACACUGACAUGUUAUUCUUGUGAAAGAGCCACAUUUGGGUUUUAUUUCUUUGUCACAUUAUUUCUUUUCUUGUUGGAUGAAAAAGUAUGAAAGGAAACUUUUAUAUCUGUUGCCUAGUUUUGUACAUGGAUCUCAUUUUACAAGACAAUCUCUCUACAAAAAAAGUUAAACAUGUAUUGAAAGCAGAGUUCUGAAAUGAGUAAAGUUUGUAAAUGCAGAUAUAAAAAUAAUAUGUAAUAAAUGAUGCAGAAUAAAAUACAGCGACCGA